Branchiostoma floridae (Florida lancelet) is the source of this 1813-nucleotide messenger RNA. RefSeq lists its product as uncharacterized. Gene Ontology annotation, biological process: proteolysis; apoptotic process. Bases 185 to 1813 code for a protein of 542 amino acids. The record is from RefSeq and is a predicted model, not a curated record. The transcript has 3 exons. NCBI's taxonomy places the organism in Eukaryota, Metazoa, Chordata, Leptocardii, Amphioxiformes, Branchiostomatidae. Gene Ontology annotation, cellular component: cytoplasm.
CAAGCGAGGCUGCAGUACCGAAGGCAUUGACAGCGGUCUUUCCACACCCACGGAGCUGGUGGAGUCUGUGAGACGACGACUGGAAUCUUCAAACAUUGCAGGCAAAGUUUCGGUCCUGUUGGUUGGAUAUGAAUUCAGCACAUCAAAGGGCGGAAUCUCCACCAUCAACCGCCAGGUGGCGCACAUGAUCAACGCCGCGGGUGCCAAAGUCCACGCAACCGUGUUGGAGGCAACUGAACAAGACGAGAGGGAUGCUAAGGUGGGCGGAGUCAACCUCAUCAAACCGGUUAGUGCUGGCUCCACUGCAAAACCAUCUGUAGAAUGGCUGACUUUGUAUCACAGCGUUCACUUUCCAGACAUCCCAUCAGAUGUCUGCUGCAUUGUGGGCCAUGUUGACGUCACAAGUAGGGCUGCCAGGAAGAUCAAAGAAGAGCGAUUUCCACACGCCAAGCUUGUCAUGUUCGGUCACGUGGCGCCAGAGGAGACGGAGCACUACAAAAGUGACGAGAAGGCCCUGGGUGUGGGGAGGAAGGAAGCCAGCAUCCAGGACGACAUUGGCAAGGCUGAUGUCGUCUUCUCGGUAGGACCGCGCAUUCACCGCCAUUACGACAGGUUCCUCCGUCGGAAUCACGUGACUCACCACAUCUUCCUACCAGAGCCUUCAAAGGUUUUCCGUGAAGCAGAUAUGAUCUUUGAAGAAGAUAAAGUCCGAAAGCCAGAGAGAGUGGUUCUGUCCAUCGGCAGGGUGCGGAAUGUGGAGAGGCUGAAAGGUCAUGACCUGGCCGCAGGAUCCAUAGACAAGGCAGCACAUCGGCUUGACAAUCAGUACACACUGAGGCUGAGAGUCCGCGGCAUCGAUAAGAACGACUUCACGAAGACCAAGAGAAUCCUGGAAGAGAAGCUGAGAUCUGGCCGGGUCAAACCCACCCUGCUCCCGUACGGCACUCAAGAGGAGAUUCGCCGAGACAUGGAGGCCUGUCAUCUGGUCCUAAUGCCGUCCCGGGCCGAACCGUUCGGACUGGUCGGCCUGGAGGCCAUCGCGGCAGGAGUUCCCGUCCUUAUCUCAGAGCACUCGGGCCUUGCAGAGCUGAUAGAGGAGCUAUCAGACAGGCUGGGGCAGCCCACGUUCCGCCACUGUAUCGUCAGAAUGAAGGGAGACACCGCGACCGACGCUGAUACAGAGAAGUGGGCAGAAAGAAUCGAGGACGUCCUCAAGAACGCCAGGUCAGAGUUCGAGGAAGCCCGCGCCUUCAGGGAGAAACUGCUGGCCUCCAAGUACUGGGAAGAGUCUCACCAGACGUUCCUACAGGCCUGUGGCAUCACUGGUCGCUUCCCAAGAGCCGCCAUGCCUCCCAGUAAACCAGCCGAGAGACCCUCCGAACCGGACCGGGAACACUUGGCUGAGACGGUAGAGGAGGCCGGGCCCGUCAGUCGGCUGGAACAGCUCAGUCUGGAACACCCAGCAACAGCCGCCAUGUCCUCCAGUAAGCAAGCGGACACGCCCAGGUGCCCACAGACAGACGACAAGGAACCAUCAGCUGAGACGGUAGAGGAGACUACUGGCAUGGCCGUCGAGUCCAGCGCAUUGAAAGAAAAGCGCCCCCUGUUGAGCCAGUCAGAAAGAGCACGUGCCAUGAGGACCUCGCCCCGUCUUCUGCAGCAGGAGGAAAUUGAACUUGAGGAACUGGGGACAGUUACAGAGACAACUCACCUGUCGCCAGCCGGGGAGGAGCAGGAGGAAACAGGAGAAGCUGAGACCGCGGGGAUGGUCUGCUGCCGACGCUGUCCGCAUGGAGCAUGCUCAGUGUUGUAG